Messenger RNA from Ascoidea rubescens DSM 1968, 1470 nucleotides. RefSeq lists its product as uncharacterized. The transcript has a single exon. The coding region runs from base 405 to 1166 and encodes 253 amino acids. The record is from RefSeq and is a predicted model, not a curated record. Lineage: Eukaryota; Fungi; Ascomycota; Saccharomycetes; Ascoideales; Ascoideaceae.
AGUUGGUGAGGAAGAGGUGUGUGAAGUGCUGUUGUGCGAUGGUUCUGCUGGGUCUGGGUCUAAGUAUCCGGUAGCUGCCUGGCAUGGAGUCUUUCGUGUUGUAGAUCAUUUUUUUCAUUGAAACAGCGUGGAAAUUGCUUUUUUGGAGAGGACAUCAGACGACAAUAGGAAAGCAAUGAUAACUUUCGCGAAUAGCACAGUUGUAACACAUUUGCAAUUUAUGGUCUGUACUGUUAUACGGCCAUGGUCUUGAUCACAUAUAAAAGCUUGAAAUCCUUGCUUUAUAAAGUCUGCUUGAAAGUUUGGCAAUAUUUCAAUUUGCUAUCUACGUUUUAUUUUAGCUUUGUUCAAACAGGAUACCCAAAUCCGCUCCAACUAACUCUAAUAAUAUUGACUGAACAAAAAUGUUUCCCGGAAAAUACACAGGAAUUAGAUCAAUUGAUAUCAGAAUUGGCGAAGUGGUUGAAUUGAACAUAGAAAAUGAAAAAGUGUUUAAAAGAGAUAGACAUAGCAGUAAUCUAAAAAAUCUAAUUGAAAGCAUAAACUACUUUUCUUUUGAUACAAAUUCGACUUCUAACAUGCUUCAAACUUCUCAAGACUCCAAAGAUUCUAAUCAAUCUGCUGAAGCCCAAGAAAAUCAUCAGAAUGACAAUGAUGAUGACGAUAGUAAUAAUAGCAUAAAUAUAUUUGCAGUCAGUCGUCCAAAUCCAGACAACUGUCUAGGGUUUUCAAGACUAAAAAAUCGACUUAUGAUCAUUACUCAAAGAAAAAUCCAGACGUUAAAGCCGGUCAAUUUUAUUUUAAAAGCAACAUAUUUCAAGGUCCAAUUAAGAGGCUCGUGUUUUAUUCUAAAAAGAAUAAAACAAAAUAGUGGUGAUAUGGUUUACACCUUAUUUUUGGAAGAUUAUUGUAGAUUAACACCACAACAACGUUCUCUGCUAACAAAAAGAGAAGAGGUGUUGAAAAAGUCUUUUGAUAAGGUAUUUAAAAGGUUUAAAGAGACAAAUAAAAAACUAUUUUGCAUGAUCAAUCCAAAGAACUCCAACAGCUUAGCAUAUUUUCUCAAGGUGAUUUCGACCAAAAAUUGCGAAAAUCGAAAUUACUAUUUAAAGAGUGCAAUUUUGAAUAGUAUUUUAGUCUCAAAUCCAGAAUUUUUAACUCAAUAAAAAAAAACAUUUUCCACCAAGUUUUUUUUUUUUGAAUAUUUAAAAUAUGGAAUCAAAAAUACACAAAAUCAAAAGAUCAAAAUUGAUUAUUCCGCAUUUCGGAACAACUUUGCGCUAAAAAUAAAACACAAUAGAUCAUAUGCAGAAUCUGCAUAUUACUGCAAAUGCUUUCAAACUCAAUUUUCAGUCUUUUACUCAUGAAAAUAUUAUAAUUUUAUUCAAUAAAAUAAAAAAUAGCUUCGUUCUCUCGAUAGCUAAAAUGGAUGGGUCUUCAGAAAUUAUAAAUUGUUUUUUUGAAACUUAC